Messenger RNA from Penicillium vulpinum, 1161 nucleotides. RefSeq lists its product as uncharacterized. The transcript has 5 exons. The coding region runs from base 1 to 1161 and encodes 386 amino acids. The record is from RefSeq and is a predicted model, not a curated record. Lineage: Eukaryota; Fungi; Ascomycota; Eurotiomycetes; Eurotiales; Aspergillaceae.
AUGCCUCGCAAUGUUGGUGUAGUUGCUCCUCCACCAGGGGUCACGGCCGACUUUGAUUACUCGAAUCCAUGGCUUUACAACACCAACAUGGGCUUGAUCAGCGCCGGAUUGAUCUUAAGUUCUUUGUGUCUCGUCCUUCGGAUAUAUACCAAAACGAAAAUAUUGCGCACAUUCGGAUGGGAAGAUGCAUUCAUUGUGCUUGCCUGGCAAUUCUCACCAGAUGGAUACCAAUAUAGUGGUGUUGGGAUUCAUAUGUGGAAUGUCACCGAAGAGAUGCUUGCGACGUACCAGAAGGUAUAUGAAGAUUCCCCAUCAACUGGUGUAGAUCUCGGAGCUAACUUCGCCUGUCAGGUAAUUCUUGCUGCCGCCGUCGUAUAUGUCCCCGCGCUCGCCUUCGCAAAAAUGAGUCUUGUCUUCCUCUACCAUCGAAUCAUGGAAAAGCAGGAGGCUUACAACUGGGCACUUCACAUCAUAUCUGCUGUUAUAUGCGGCUAUAGCUUUGCCCUUGUAUUUGCAUUGAUUUUUGCGUGUAAUGCGGUUGCGAUGACUUGGGAUUUGAGCAUCACAGAAGGAACUUGUAUCAGUCGCGAGGGCUUGUACAUCGCAACCGCUGUGACGAAUAUCGUCACCGAUUUAGCAUUGAUCUUGCUCCCCAUCCCUCUGGUGGUAGGACUUCAGAUGCCGGGAAUCCAAAAGGUCUACCUUCUUUUAGUCUUCAUCAUUGGUUGCGCAACUGUUGUGACUAGCAUACUCCGUCUAGCAACGCUAGUUCCCUUCCUCACUGCUUCAGAUAUCACUCAUGAUCUGGCCUGGCCACAGCUCUGGAUUAACGUGGAAGCAAAUUUGAUCGUUAUCUGUCCUUGUCUGCCAUCAUUGCGUCAGCUCAUGAGAUACCACGCCCCCGGAUGGAUGGGCGAGGCAGGCAGUAGUGCACGUCGCUAUUUCACGCCCAACUCGGCUAGUGCUUCUCGCAAUCGGUUCAAGGCGACAGGGUCUCGUCAACUGGAUGAGGUCGCACUCACAGAAAACGGCGGCAGUACCCAUAGCCGCUCUCGUAUUGUCAAAGAAGUGAAGUGGAAUGUGACGGAAGAAAGAUUGGGUAAAUAUUCCGAUGGUUCUGCCAAGCGAAAGCCGGUCGAGCCGUUUGGAUAUGAAAUCUGA